UCAAAUUAGGAAUCAGAAAUAUAAACACAUCUUUCAAGAACUUGGGGCGGCUAUCUCUCAAUUCUCAAGCAAUAAGGCUGUUUUCUUCAUACAUGUUGUAGUUUCUGUUGGAGAGAAUUUUUCUUUGUUUUCUUUGUUUUGGAUUUUUGGGUGUGUGUGAUCUGAUGGACCGUGGCCCGGAAAUCAUUGUGCCAUUGAUGGACGGCCAUAAGCCCAAGAUCGGGCACAGGCGGGUGGGCCGUAAGAAUUCCGUGAAUUCCAUGACGAGCGAAUUCUUCACGAAGCUGCCUGAGAAGGUGAAAUGUGGGGUUGAUCCAGAGAAGCCUCUGGACUUUGAUCUUUCAAGAACCAAUGGGUUGAUGGGAGGAGAGAAGGAAUACUACGAAAGGCAAUUUGCUACUCUAAGAUCAUUCGAGGAAGUUGAAUCUUUGCAAGCAUCCAGUGGCAUUGAUGAGGAUCAAGACCAUGCAGAGCAACAGCAGCAUGAAUUUGCAAUGAAGAUCUCUAACAUUGCAAAUAUUCUUUUGCUGGCGCUUAAAAUCUAUGCAACGGUAAGGAGUGGAUCCAUAGCUAUUGCUGCUUCAACACUUGAUUCCCUAUUAGAUCUUAUGGCGGGUGGAAUUCUCUGGUUCACGCAUUUGUCGAUGAAGAAUAUAAAUAUCUACAAGUACCCCAUCGGCAAGUUGCGCGUGCAGCCGGUGGGCAUUAUCAUUUUCGCUGCUGUCAUGGCUACUCUAGGCUUUCAAGUCCUGGUCCAAGCUGUGGAGCAACUCGUAAAGAAUGAACCUACAGCCAAGAUGACCACUAAUCAAUUGGUGUGGUUAUAUUCGAUCAUGUUGACUGCUACAGUAGUAAAACUUGCCCUUUGGCUUUAUUGCAGAACCUCAGGAAACAACAUCGUUCGUGCUUAUGCUAAGGACCAUUACUUUGAUGUCGUGACAAAUGUUGUCGGGUUAGCGGCUGCAGUUCUUGGAGAUAAGUUCUACUGGUGGAUUGACCCCAUUGGCGCUAUUAUCCUCGCGCUUUAUACAAUCUGCAAUUGGUCGGGAACCGUUCUGGAAAAUGCAGCUUCUCUGGUAGGACAAUCUGCCCCUCCGGAAAUGUUGCAGAAAUUAACAUACCUUGUCAUAAGGCACCAUCCUCAAAUCAAGCGCGUCGACACCGUUCGAGCCUACACAUUUGGUGUUCUUUAUUUCGUGGAGGUAGACAUCGAACUGCCAGAGGACUUGCCUCUGAAAGAAGCGCAUUCCAUUGGGGAGACUUUGCAAAUAAAGAUCGAGGAGCUACCGGAAGUCGAGCGUGCGUUUGUUCAUCUUGAUUUUGAGUGCGAUCAUAAGCCGGAGCAUUCAGUUCUUAAUAGGCUGCCCAACAGCCAGCCUUGAGCUCUUUGCACCAAAGAGCUUCCCAUCCGACGGUGAGUUGCUGUGUUCGUCUCUCACAUAGAACUGAUUGUAUUUCGACUUUGAAGAUGAUUCGGAUACAUAGGAUUUUCACAUUAAGGUUUGCAUGCAAACGGUCCUGCACACAUGAGAGUUGCACUUGGAGGAGGCUGCGUUUGGACACACUAUCGAAUUGAAUUAUGAAACAUUUGGUUUCAUCAAAGGUGACAAACUAAUGAUGUUUCCUAGCAUUCGUACCAAGGAAUUCCAGUUCACCUUUGCAAGUAACAACAUAAUUGAAAUAUGGAAUCCAGGUCCUCAAUAUGACUGUUAUGGAAGGAAGUUCCAAUUCGGUUCAUACUGGUAAGUGCAGUCCAAUUCUAUUUUGCAACCAAACGCGCCACAAUAUAUUCAGUUUUUAAAGGGCCUGAGCACCUGGCCCUAAAUGAACUUUUGGUUGGGCCGUUAAGAGCGAUGGGUGUGUAGAAAUUUCUUCAUUUUCAUUGGUUAUGAAUUCAUUUGCAGAAUGGUGGAAAAUUCUUCAUUUUCAUUUGAUAUGAGGAAAAAAAAAAAGUUUUGCAGAA
Messenger RNA from Magnolia sinica, 1963 nucleotides. RefSeq names its product metal tolerance protein 4-like. The transcript is spliced from 7 exons. Gene Ontology annotation, molecular function: manganese ion transmembrane transporter activity. NCBI's taxonomy places the organism in Eukaryota, Viridiplantae, Streptophyta, Magnoliopsida, Magnoliales, Magnoliaceae. The coding region runs from base 165 to 1382 and encodes 405 amino acids. Gene Ontology annotation, cellular component: membrane. The record is from RefSeq and is a predicted model, not a curated record. Gene Ontology annotation, biological process: monoatomic cation transport; transmembrane transport.